GAUAAUGUUAAAUAUAAAGAGCAAGUCAACAGUAUGGUGGCUGAAUUUCUUAUAUCUAAUUCACAACCAUUUUCUGUUUUAGAAAAUCUAGCAUUCAAAAAACUUUUAAAAAAACUUAAUCCAUAUUAUGAAAUACCUUGUGACAAAGGUAUUAAAGCUCAAAUUUGUAUAUCUUAUAAUUGGAUGUUGGUCACUCUUCAAGAUAUAUUAAAGAAUUCAAUAAAUUAUUGUAAGUUAACAAUAGACUUAUAG
Messenger RNA from Scutellospora calospora, 252 nucleotides. The record is from the annotation of a GenBank genome assembly. NCBI's taxonomy places the organism in Eukaryota, Fungi, Glomeromycota, Glomeromycetes, Diversisporales, Gigasporaceae.